This is a messenger RNA of Neocloeon triangulifer, 2620 nucleotides long. RefSeq names its product calpain-A-like. The record is from RefSeq and is a predicted model, not a curated record. NCBI's taxonomy places the organism in Eukaryota, Metazoa, Arthropoda, Insecta, Ephemeroptera, Baetidae. The coding region runs from base 308 to 2005 and encodes 565 amino acids. The transcript has 13 exons. Gene Ontology annotation, molecular function: calcium-dependent cysteine-type endopeptidase activity. Gene Ontology annotation, biological process: proteolysis. Gene Ontology annotation, cellular component: cytoplasm.
GUCGCAGUCGCCGCUUGGAUCAAGCAUCAAGCAAGGACUCGCAGCGCUUCUCUUCUCUUCUUAGGCCGCAUCCAAAACUGUCUUGUGUCGUGUGUUCUUUGGACGGCAGUUCAGAAUCCGUAGUUUCUACUUCAUCCAUCUCGCGCUGAUCGGUGAUGUAUCCGCGGCCUCUUCCGCCCUUCAAAGACUCAUAGGGAAAAGAGUUCUCUAUUUCUGGUACCGCUGACUACCUGCUGCACCGGCGUCACCUGCCUGUUUCGGAUAAGAAAGCUAGUUUGACAAUAGACGAAACUCCUAAAAUUGAGAAAUGGAGAUUGUCAAGUACAGGUCAUAUGAAAGAGUUGUGUAUACGGCUGGUAUUUGUGGUACUGGUAAAAUCGGAUGUAAAGUGCAAGUCUUUGAAGAAAUUCAAAGAGAAAACUUGGCGCUACCUUAUUUCUUUGAUGAUAAGGAAUUUCAUGCCGAGGAUCUUCACUGCUUGGGGCCCCACAUUGGCAACGUGUUCUUGAAACAUGCUGUGAUGAUCGACCCAGAGAUGCGCCUUCGAGGUGCGAAGCCAAAUGAAUUUGACCGCGAUCAUUUUGCACAGGGCUUCGUAGGCAAUUGCUGGCUUUUGUCAGCUCUGGCUGCUGUAGUGUCUGACACCGAGACCAUGAAAACGAUCUUCCCGGAUUCAAAUGCAGAAAUUGGAUCUGAUUUGCACACUGGCGCUCUAAAAAUUAGGGUGUGCGUUGAAGGCACCUGGGAGGCAGGCGUCGUUGACACCAAAGUCCUUAGAGCAGGAGAAGAUUUUGUUGGUUGCCAACCAGUCCUCAAAGCUGAGAACUUAAUUUUGUGGCCGUUGAUGAUCGAGAAGUAUCUCUUUAAGAGGUAUGGGUUGUGCCUUCUGGACGGAGGGUAUAUGUGUGAAGGGUUUACCCUCCUGACAGAAGGCACCACCAUCACCUUGAGGACAUUCGAAUCCUGUCCCAUAAAACUGCUCGAGCUAAUGCAGCACAUGUUUGAACACAAUGGUUUUGUCUGUGCUGCCACGGAAAAUGCAGUAGAAGGCUCCAAUUCCACCUCACAACUCACGGCUGGCCAUGCAUACUCCGUUUUAGGAGUAUACUUUGUAGAAGUCCAACCUACAUCAGAAAUGAGAGACAAUGGUUUCAAAGAAAUUCUAAUAAAAUUGCGUGACCCUUGGGCGGAUCGAGAGCCCAAAUAUCCUUGGUCUAAAAAGAGCGACCCUCUAUGGAAGAGAGUUUCAGACGCAGAAAAACAAGAAAUUGGAUAUUGUGAGCUUGGUAAUGGUCAGUUCUGCAUACCCUACAGACAUUUCUUUCGGUUGUUCGAGUUUCUGCAACUAUGUAACAGCUCUCUACCUCCAGCCACUCCUGGCAUCUAUAACAGAUAUGAUGGGCUGACUUCUCAAGUGUUUAUGUUGAAUUCCCUCUGGGAACCAGAAUAUUCGGCUGGUGGAGACCGACGCUUUGAGACUUAUUCUACAAAUCCACGACUCUACUUUACUGUGCCCAAGAAUGAAAAUGGAUCUACGUCUUGCACGUGGGUCCGACUGAUUCAGCAAGGGCAGCGAGAAUGCUCCAAUAAUGAUCCCAACUAUUACCAGUUUUGCUACGGAUUCGACAUUUUCCAUGUUGGGUCCGACAACACGAUUGUGAACUCAAACUGGUUGCAAAACAACAAUCCAGUUUUCAGUACAAUCCCCGACUUCUUAAGUCAGACUUCUGCCAUGGUUGAAUUAAAACCAGGAUACUACUUGGUCAUCCCCUACACAGAAACUCCGGAAAGCAAGGCUUAUCAGUUCUCCCUCAAGGUGGUCGUCGAAAGUGACAAGUGCCUCUCUUGCACAAAACUGGAUGAGGAGUAUUGGGAGUGGAUCGAAGACCGUGUGAGUAUGUAUGAAAAAUCCUCCAAAGCUGAUGAGCACAAAGAGCUGGGCAAGUCUGACCAACGCAGAGCACACGAUGAGCUCUUGAGAGCUAGAAGAAAGAGAUGGGUCUAAAAAAUGUCUACAAGAUUUCUGCCCUCUGGAAGCUGCAUUUGUAAAUUCUAAAUUAAACAUGGCAUCGUCUUCUUUGAACAACCAGUACAUCAAUGAUCAAACGGAGCUGGACGAGCUUGCUGUCCUCAACAAUCUAAAUGACAUGAAGCGCACUUUGAUGGACUGCGGCCACCGAAAAUGAUGAGCUUUCGAUAAAAGCUUCUGAAUACUUCUGGCAGAAAUGGCCGCUCUGCAUGACCCAACGAUGGAACUGAAAAGGUUCAACUAUUUGGAAUUCCUGGAUGACAUCGAAAUUUCUACUCUCAAAACUGAUAGCCCUGAAGUCCAAGCUGUCCUUGACGCUGAAUCAAAGGAGGACCAAAGGGUUGUUUAGCCUGAAACCCUUGCAGCUAGCUAAAAAGGAACUCUUUGAAUUCAGGGUCCUUCCAUUAAUGAUGACAAAAGUCAAGCUCAGUGAUUCCACUUCUUGAGAAUUUAAGUUAUAAAUGAAAGCAUAAAUUUAAUUUAAUCCCCUUAAGGAUAUACAGCCACAGCUAAUUGAGAUAGCUUAAUUUAAUUUUUAAAGUUGUUUGAUUUGAUGGGUAUAAAAUAAACUUAUCAAUUGCCCAAUUGGUU